This is a messenger RNA of Myodes glareolus (Bank vole), 6802 nucleotides long. The record is from RefSeq and is a predicted model, not a curated record. NCBI's taxonomy places the organism in Eukaryota, Metazoa, Chordata, Mammalia, Rodentia, Cricetidae.
UGAUUCCUUGUCCCCCUCCCCACCUGUUGUGAGCUCCGCCUCAGUCCCUGGAGACUGGCGGUGACACACACGGGCGCCAGGGAGCUCCGCGCCCAGAAACAAAGUCGCAUGCCCCCCCUCCCCGUGUUUGCUUGGAAAUUGCUGCCUGCAGCACCCCCAUUCCCGCGCAGCUCCCGCCCCCUGGGAGCCUAAGGACUAAAUAAACAGUUGUAACUCCAAACCUUGCGCCUGCCAUCGCAGCCCUAUCCCACCCCUUUCCCCCGGUCCUGCCCCUCCUUUUUUGUUGUUGCAACUUUGUAAGAUCCCGGGAAGGUGCUGAGACUAACGCUCAGGCCGCGCUCUGGGUCUCCGGAUCCCUGCAGGGAUUCCCCGCGGCGCAUCCUUCUCCCUUGUCCCCCGCGCGCUCGGGGGUCUUCUCCGUCCCUUUGCCACCUCUAUCUCUGGUCCUGGCCCUUUCUGCCUAAUUACCUAGUCCCCUUCGACCUCCCCCGACCCCGAAACCUUCGCGGAAGGAAGACUUGCUCAGGGUCGUCCCGGUCUCUUGUCGAUCGCAGACCCCGAAAGUUUGCCCCAGGAGGACGGUGCGCAGCGGGCGAACGGGCGAGGGGCAGCAGCGGCACGGAGGAGCGUGGAGCUGCCGGCGCCUCCUCCCCAGACUCGGUGGUGUCCUGGGAGCUUCUGCUGACAGUCCCAGUUUCCGAGGAGGGAACCCUUUCGGCCAUGGUGAGGGCUGCGCUCCCUUCUCUGAAUCGCCUUCAGCCAUGAACGGUGGGGUGUGAUGCCUGCUAGCCGGAAGGGGUCCUUCUGUGUGUUGCAGUCUUGUGGCAUUCUGCAGGCCCCCUGCCAGUGACCCCAGGCUUUUUAUGGCUGUGAGACUUAUUAAAAGCUCAGGGGUGAGAAGUGACCUUUUGAGGUGACUAUAACUGAAGAUUGAAUUACAGAAGCAAAAAAAAAAAAUUAAGGUUUUUGAGUCAUGAUGCAAGAAUCUGGGUCUGAGACAAAAAGUAACGGAUCAGCCAUCCAGAACGGGUCCAGCAGUGGCAACCACUUGCUAGAGUGUGGGGCACUUCGUGACACUCGGUCCAACGGGGAGGCGCCAGCGGUGGACCUGGGCGCAGCUGACCUUGCCCACGUCCAGCAGCAGCAACAGCAGGCCCUGCAGGUGGCAAGGCAGCUCCUCCUUCAACAGCAGCAGCAACAGCAGCAGCAGCAGCAGCAGCAGCAACAGCAGCAGCAACAACAGCAGCAGCAGCAGCAGCAGCAGCAGCAGCAGCAGCAACAGCAAGUUAGUGGAUUAAAGUCUCCCAAGAGGAAUGACAAGCAACCAGCUCUUCAGGUCCCCGUGUCAGUGGCUAUGAUGACACCCCAGGUUAUCACUCCCCAGCAAAUGCAGCAGAUCCUCCAGCAGCAAGUGCUGAGCCCCCAGCAGCUCCAGGUUCUCCUCCAGCAGCAGCAGGCCCUCAUGCUUCAACAGCAGCAGCUUCAAGAAUUUUAUAAGAAACAACAAGAACAGUUGCAGCUUCAACUCCUCCAACAGCAACAUGCUGGAAAACAGCCGAAAGAGCAACAGCAGGUGGCUACCCAGCAGUUGGCUUUCCAGCAGCAGCUUCUACAGAUGCAGCAGCUGCAGCAGCAGCACCUCCUAUCUCUGCAGCGCCAAGGCCUUCUAACAAUUCAGCCCGGGCAGCCUGCCCUUCCCCUCCAACCUCUUGCUCAAGGCAUGAUUCCAGCGGAACUGCAGCAGCUCUGGAAAGAAGUGACAAGUGCCCACACUGCAGAGGAGACCACAGGCAGCAACCACAGCAGCCUAGACCUGACCAGCACAUGUGUCUCAUCCUCGGCACCUUCCAAGACCUCCCUCAUCAUGAACCCACACGCCUCUACCAAUGGACAACUCUCGGUCCACACUCCCAAACGGGAAAGCUUGUCCCAUGAGGAACACCCCCACAGCCAUCCUCUCUACGGACAUGGCGUAUGCAAGUGGCCAGGAUGUGAAGCAGUUUGUGACGACUUCCCAGCCUUUCUAAAACAUCUCAACAGUGAGCAUGCGCUGGACGAUAGAAGCACAGCUCAAUGUAGAGUACAAAUGCAGGUUGUACAGCAGUUAGAGCUACAGCUUGCAAAAGACAAAGAGCGCCUGCAAGCCAUGAUGACCCACCUGCAUGUGAAGUCUACGGAACCCAAAGCUGCCCCUCAGCCCCUGAAUCUGGUAUCAAGUGUCACCCUCUCCAAGUCUGCCUCGGAGGCUUCUCCACAGAGCUUACCUCAUACUCCAACGACCCCAACUGCCCCGCUAACUCCCGUCACCCAAGGCCCCUCUGUCAUCACCACCACCAGCAUGCACACGGUGGGACCGAUCCGCAGGCGGUACUCAGACAAAUACAACGUGCCCAUUUCUUCAGCAGAUAUUGCGCAGAACCAAGAAUUUUAUAAGAACGCAGAAGUUAGACCACCAUUUACAUAUGCAUCUUUAAUUAGGCAGGCCAUUCUCGAAUCUCCAGAAAAGCAGCUAACACUAAAUGAAAUCUAUAACUGGUUCACACGAAUGUUUGCUUACUUCCGACGCAAUGCAGCCACGUGGAAGAAUGCAGUGCGUCAUAAUCUUAGUCUUCACAAGUGUUUUGUGCGAGUAGAGAACGUUAAAGGGGCAGUAUGGACAGUGGAUGAAGUAGAGUUCCAAAAACGGAGGCCACAAAAGAUCAGUGGUAACCCUUCCCUUAUUAAAAACAUGCAGAGCAGCCACGCCUACUGCACACCUCUCAAUGCAGCUUUACAGGCUUCCAUGGCUGAGAAUAGUAUACCUCUGUACACUACCGCUUCCAUGGGAAAUCCCACUCUGGGCAACCUGGCCAGUGCCAUCCGGGAGGAGCUGAACGGGGCCAUGGAGCACACCAACAGCAACGAGAGUGACAGCAGUCCGGGCAGAUCCCCUAUGCAAGCUGUGCAUCCUGUACAUGUCAAAGAGGAACCCCUUGACCCGGAAGAAGCUGAAGGGCCUCUGUCCUUAGUGACAACAGCCAACCACAGUCCGGAUUUCGACCAUGACAGAGAUUACGAAGAUGAAGCAGUAAAUGAGGACAUGGACUGAACCUCCGGGCGGGCCGACCCCCGAGACCGAAGAUUGGGAAAAAAGCAAAACAAAACAAAUUUAAAAAAAAAAAAAAAACACGUCAAAAGUUAGCGGCGAAAUCGGUCUCCACUUGUUGUACAGUCUGGAGGAUUUUCGCUACAUUUUGACAACUCUGAAAUGUGUUAACUCUUAGUGCCAUCAAGAAUCCCAUUUGGGAGUAUUUUUGAUUUUUCUACUUUUUGUUGACGAAAGGGAUUUGUACUCUGUGCAUUGGAUGGACCUGUUUGGUACUUGGGAUUUUCCUCUUUGAGUCAACAUCAGUGUUGUAAAUUCGAUAAACGGAUUCACUUUUCGCAGCAGACUUUGGACUGCAGUUUUGUCCCGCCGAGGCAGACACCGAGGACGCCCGACUGAGCUCGCGCACCUGCGCCACCGCAGACCAAGCCUUCGCUCGCCCGAAUUCAAGGUUCCAGUGGACGACCUGUUUGCACAGCACUGCAUGUUGAUAUCACUGCCUUUACUCACUUUGGGUUUUUUUUUUUGGUUUGUUUGUUUGUAUGUUUUUGUUUUGCUUCCAGUUGGGAUGGGGAAGGCCUUUGUGUGUUUAUUGGGGGGAGGGGUUAAAAUAAUUAUCCCAAACUUUUUAAUGUAUUGCUUUUUUUUUUUUGCUUCUUCUAUACCAUUUUAAGUUCUGACCUCAGGCCUCCAUUUGGGCCCACGGCCUCAUGGAGGCUUCACAUUUUCUGUACCUUGUGAUGAAUGUUAAUAGGUGUUUUUAUUAUACAAAGCUGAAUGUCAUUUCUCGUCUGUAGUUUUCCGGCACUCAUUCCAUUUUCCUAUAGACAUCACCACGUUUCUCUCAAGUUUAAAAAAAAAAAACAAAAACAAAACAAAACAUUCCGUUUUGGUCUUUUUUCAAAAAAAAAAAAAAAUUCCAAAGGCUGCACCUUACACCUGAAGAUCCUCUCACAGGGACGUGAUGUCCCGCCAGAAAGAGAAUGAAUGACAGAAGAGAGAAACGCACGCACAUACUCUAGGAACAUAGCAGGUUCAUUUCGCAGAAGCAGUAUUGGGGGUGGGAUGGGAACGUUUGAGAUUUUCCUUUGAUUUUCAUAGUGCCCGCCAUUGUGAGUAACUGCCACCUCGUUCUCUCAGGAAACACAGCCAAGAGAGACACUGAAAAGAGUAAACAAUCCUUAAUAAUUAGACUGGCGUGAUGGCCGUGGAAGGCUCUCUCCCCCCUGUAAUCCAGUGGCCAGGACCGCAGACUCUGUGUUGUCCUUUCCAGCAUGGCUUGCUUUGUUUGCAAAAUGACCAAAAAGCCAGCUUCCCUAACUAACUUCCCUCAAGACGGCAACAGUACGGCUGAGUUUGUGCAUCAGUUAAGACCCGCUUGGUGGCUUUCCUCCGUUUUAAUGCAAAUGAGACUUCAUGUUGAACUUGUUCUGGGAGUUUAGGAAGACUGAGCUCAGCGGGUGCUGAUGUGUCCCUUUCCAGCGUGCAAAGUCAGAACUGCAGUUCUGUGUGCACAGACUUAGCCAUUGACACCAGUAGACAGACGGAGGCUCCUGGGACCAGGGCCCACAGAAGGCCAUAGCUCUAGGUCAGUGUAGCCCUCAGCCCUCCAGACCCCUCACACUCCCAUCUGCACCCACUUCCCUGGCACUCAUUUAUCUAGGGCUAUAGCUUUUGUUUGGGUUUAGUUUGAGAGCCUUUUGGAGCUUAAUUUAUAUACUUUGUACCUUUUAUUUCUAAAAUUACCAAAGAUAUUACGCAAAGGUAAAUUAUUUUCUUUUAUGCUUUAUAUGAUGAAGCCAAAUAUCCUCUUAUUGUUGAUCAAAGGAGGCAAAAGGAUUCAGAGGCAAAUGAUGAGGUCCAGGCUAUUUGCCAACCUGAGGGAAAUAACUACCCCUCCAACAGAGGUCAUUUAGCAGACUAAGUAGGCAAUGGAACCAAAGUUUUUUUUUUUUACUUUUUUCUAUUUUUUUUUUCUUUUCUGUACCUGUACAGAGACCAAAACUAACUCCUGUAAGGAGAAAAUCUGGGGCUACUGCAGAGAAAAAGCAGACAGGAAAACAGUAUUAUAGCUCCUACGGAAAGAAUGGGGUACCAUCUCAAAGAAAUGAAUGUAUGAUGCUGAAAAUUAGCGUAUAAAUCAAGGAGACACUUAGGAUGAAUUCAGAGGGAAUAGAAAAGUGUCUGACUGCACUAGGCCACUUCUAGAAUAAAGAGAUUUUUUUUUUUAGAACAUUCGUAUGCCACUUUUGUUAAGGGCUGUGCUGUGAUCACUGCUUUAAUUUUGUUUUAUCUGGGCAUAUAUCUUCUAGUUCCUUUCUGCGCUUUGCUGUUGUUUCUCCUUUUUCAGAUUAUGACUUGCUCAGCAUUCUUUCACUUACACACACACGCACACACACACACCAAAAGGUGACAUUCCCAUCCACUCAUACGCUCAGAAUAGAACGUCUUUGGCAAUUACUUCUGAAGCUUUGCUCUGCCUUCAGUAGAGGGGGCGGUCUGUGCUUACUCAUGCCCCCCCCACCCCCCCGCUUUUCCAGGCAGCUUCACGAUGGUGCAGGCGGUAGCCAGGCAGGGUCCUGGGAGGGGGGCCUGGGCUUCGAACCUGAGUGGUUGCUGGUUAGAUAUUCCGAAGAGGAUAAAAAUGGGGUAGAUUAGUUCAUUCUCAGCAUGUGUAGCUAGACACGAGUAACGCCGACAGCAUGAGAAGCGCUAGUGCGCAUACCUCAGUUCAAACCUUUAGGGAAUGAUUAAAAAAAUUAAAAAUAUACAUUUCACUCAGUUGCACUUAGUCGUAUGUCUUGCAUGCUUAGUCUAAAGACUGUAGCAGAAAAAAAAAAUAAAAAAGAAAAAUUAGAUUUUACACGUCUUCGCAGGUGUCACAGCCUCGCCGAAGAACCAACUGAAAAAAAAAAGUUCUCAGGCUUUACAGCAAGCAAUCUUCACUCUGAUUUUUACAGUUCCGAUUCUGUCCCUUGGGGGGGAUUACAGUCGCUUCUUUAGAAUGGGGUUGAUUCGGUUGUACAUAUAUCCCAAUGUGUCUGUGUGAAUCUUUGUCUUUUGUGGGGGAGGGCCGAGGGCAGCUCUUUUUUUUUUUUAAUUAUUUUAUUUUUUAGGUAUUGUUCCUAAAAAGGAAUAAAUGCAAACACCUGUUUGUCAAAACAUCUUUGCUUUUUGUGCAACUGCAUUUUAUUAAUGAUGCUUUAGAAAAGAAGACAGCCACAGUAUCUUUGGGGGAAAACAGUCUACUGUAUGGAAUGGAUUUGCAGUCAAGGCUGCACGUGUAUUUUCCUUCUUUGCCCUUGAUUUACGAACAUGGAUGACGUGUUGACAUGUGGGAGGAAAGGAGAAAUUCCAGAACCCUUUUUUUGUUUUUACUUUUCAAUUGUAACAUAGUUGACAUAAUUUGUUUCCUAUUCUCAUUAAUUGAAACAUUUUGUACAGGUUUGUGGGGUGGGGUAUGUAUGAGUGUAUGUGUGUGUAAGUGCGCGCACGCGUGUUAAUCUGUUUUUGAUACAUUCCUGUUCCUCGUGUUUAUCCUGCCACUGCCUUCUUGACUAUCUUAAACAGGUUCCUACGUUUGAAAAGAGAAAAAAAAAAGUUGGUUUUUUUUUUUAAAAAAAAAAUGUUCUCUCCUGCUGCAGUCAAUAUUUUUGCAUGAUGAAAUUCCAGGGUCACACUUUCAAAGUUUUAUCAGUAAAGUAGUGAUUAAUAAUG